GUGAAUACUAGCGUAGUGGGCUCGGAACUGUGUUUGUUUAAUGACUGGUUGGGGACUUGGGGUGGCCCCGGGGUCAAGUGACAAGUGACCAAGAGCAAGAAGCAAGAACUGCCAAGGGAUUUUUCUUGUCUCUUGUUGCUGUUCGUAAAUGCUGGCUAUAUUUACGAUCGAAGAAAUGCAAGUUUUGGUUAGAUAGGAUCUAAACAGAAUGAAAACGUCAUCAGCAUUGUCCUGUUGUGAAGAAUAUUGAAAUUUGGUGAGAUUUCAGUGCGGUGACUUCAGUCGACACCACCCGUGACCAUGGUCAUUGUAAUGCCAGUUUUAUGUAUUAAUCAGGUCAUUGUUAAAGGUCUUCAAGAUCACUGGUAAUGUGAAAAGACAGAAAAUUACUUUAAUGUAAUGUAAGGUCUUGAAGCUUUUACUGGUAAUUUGACAUUGCUUUUAAUGAUGAUUAAAUAUUAGUAGGUGUUAUUCAAAGUAGGAGAUGCAAAUUUGUCUGACAAAAGAGUUCUUGAGUGGGUUGGUUUUAUUUAAGAACUGUAUAUGGUUUUUUAUAUAUACCUUUAUUGCAUGUUACAAUUAAUUGCUUUUGAUCAUGUUGAUGAUUGUUUUUUUGCAUAAAUAAAGUGAGAGAAAAUUGUGGUAAAGGUAAAGGUGAGAGUGUAGGAAGAUUAUUUGUGUACAUGUGGAAAACAGAUUGAAAUUAAGCCUACUUAGGCAGCAUUGAAAUUAAGCCUACUUAGGCAGCAUUAAAAUUCUUUGACAACACUGUGUAAUUAGUAAUUGACUUGGAAGCUACCUCUCAGAUUAACAUUUCUGGAAAAUGGAGGUCAAAGACCCAUCAACAUUCCAUUUAAUUGGUCAGGAUAACAAAAAUAUUGAGGAUAACCCACGAGCAAUAUCCAGUGAUACUGAGGAUAACUCCAUUUACCUAGCUCCAACUGUUGAGGUUAAAGUCAAAGAAGAGCUUGAUCAUCCUGAGAGUACAGAAGAGGAAGAUCCACUAUCAUUUUCACCAAACAAUCAUGAUUACAAAAAUUUUGAGUCUAGUUCAGCUUUAAUCACAGACAGUGGUGAUGAUGAUGAUGACACAUUAUAUCAAGGUCCAUCUGUUAAAGUUGAGGUCAAGGCUGACCCAGAGGUGUUUGAGUUUGGUGAAAUGACAGACAGUGAAAAGGACUCACUAAAUUAUGAUGAUAAUUGUAGGAAGAAUGUGAUUGGUGAGGAGAAUCUUCUUAAUCAGAGAAAGCACAUAAAAGGCCGGAAAGAUGAAAAAAAAUUCACCUGUGCAGAAUGUGGGAGAUCGUUUUCACAGUCACAUAAACUCAAAGUUCACAUGAGGACCCAUACAGGUGAGAGGCCUUAUUCCUGCACUGAAUGUCAGAGUAGUUUUGCUGUACCACAUAGUCUCCGAGUGCAUAUGAGAAGUCAUACAGGUGAAAAGCCAUUCAGCUGCUCUGAGUGCGGAAGUAAAUUUGUACUAUCAGGUCAUCUUCGAAAACACAUGAGAAUCCACACUGGAGAGAAAGCCUUAUUCUUGCUCUGAAUGUGGAAAUAAGUUUUCCCAGUCUGAUGGACUCAAGAGA
Macrobrachium nipponense is the source of this 1586-nucleotide messenger RNA. RefSeq names its product gastrula zinc finger protein XlCGF48.2-like. Lineage: Eukaryota; Metazoa; Arthropoda; Malacostraca; Decapoda; Palaemonidae. Gene Ontology annotation, molecular function: DNA-binding transcription repressor activity, RNA polymerase II-specific; RNA polymerase II cis-regulatory region sequence-specific DNA binding. The coding region runs from base 824 to 1546 and encodes 240 amino acids. The transcript has 2 exons. Gene Ontology annotation, biological process: regulation of transcription by RNA polymerase II. Gene Ontology annotation, cellular component: nucleoplasm. The record is from RefSeq and is a predicted model, not a curated record.